UUUUCAGAUAACUAUUAUCGUGCAGAAAUGAUUGAUGCUCUGGCCAACUCUGUUACGCCUGCAGUUAGUGUGAAUAAUGAAGUGAGAACUUUGGAUAACUUAAAUCCUGAUGUGCGACUAAUUCUUGAAGAAAUCACCAGGUUUUUGAAUAUGGAAAAACUUCUUCCAAGUUAUAGACAUACUAUCACUGUCAGUUGCUUGAGAGCCAUCAGAGUGCUUCAGAAGAAUGGUCAUGUGCCGAGUGAUCCAGCUCUUUUUAAGUCUUAUGCUGAGUAUGGUCACUUUGUGGACAUCAGGAUAGCAGCCUUGGAAGCAGUUGUUGAUUAUACUAAAGUGGACAGGAGUUAUGAAGAACUGCAGUGGCUGCUUAAUAUGAUUCAGGAUGAUCCUGUACCCUAUGUAAGGCAUAAGAUUCUAAACAUGUUGACUAAGAACCCUCCAUUUACAAAGAACAUGGAGUCUCCCUUGUGCAAUGAAGCCCUGGUAGAUCAACUUUGGAAACUUAUGAAUUCUGGUACUUCACACGACUGGAGGUUGCGGUGUGGUGCUGUGGACUUAUAUUUCACACUUUUUGGCCUCAGUAGACCAUCCUGCUUACCCUUGCCAGAGCUUGGGUUGGUUCUUAAUCUAAAGGAGAAAAAAGCUGUCUUGAAUCCUACCAUAAUUCCAGAAACUGUAGCAGGCAACCAAGAAGCUGCAAGUAAUCCAAGCAGUCAUACACAGCUAGUUGGAUUUCAUAACCCUUUUUCAAAUUCUCAAGAUGAAGAGGAGAUUGAUAUGGACACUGUUCAUGAUAGCCAGGCCUUCAUUUCCCAUCAUCUGAACAUGCUUGAAAGGCCAUCAACUCCAGGCCUCUCUAAAUAUCGACCAGUUAGCUCCCGAUCUGCUUUAAUACCCCAGCAUUCAUCAGGAUGUGACGUCACUCCCACCACAAAACCCCAGUGGAGUAUGGAACUUACCCGUAAGGGAACAGGUAAAGAACAAUCACCUUUGGAGAUGAGUAUGCAUCCUGCAGCAACGACUCCUCUUUCAGUAUUUGCUAAGGAAUCUACAUCCUCCAAACACAGUGACCACCAUCACCACUAUCACCAUGAGCACAAGAAAAAGAAAAAGAAGCACAAGCAUAAGCACAAGCACAAGCACAAGCAUGACAGCAAAGACAAAGACAAGGAGCCUUUCACCUUUUCCAGCCCUGCCAGUGGCAGGUCUGUCCGUUCUCCUUCUCUUUCAGACUGAGACAGGGACAAAGAGCCCUUUUCCCUGUAUCAGAAGAAUAUAUAACUAAAGCUUUUUCCUCUGUGAAUAAUGUAGGAGGGGGUAAAAGAUUGCCUUUCUUAUACAAUUUGAGAAUCCAUUUAAGUUCUAGACAUUUGAUUUACAUCAUUUAUAUAAUUGAGGACUAGUUGGGAAAAUGUGUUCUAUGGUUCUGGAUAAACUAUUUCAUCCCUUGUUUCCUCCUCAAAACAUAUACACAGAGCAAACUCUUUUAACAAGAAAGGCCUCAUGUCCACUGGCAGUCCCUGUUCACAUCAUGGUCUCUAUGUGUACUGCCAAAGUCAAUUAUGUUAGAAAGCCUUGACGGAUGUUAUGGGACAAAGUUACGUUUUAAACAAAAGCAACUGCCAAAUUUGUGGUAUAACCGCUGUUUCCACUGAAAUACUGUGUAACACCAUGUGGAACUACUGAAAAGAAAGAGGCUUCCUCUAGGACCUCUUCCCUCUUGCACUACUUUUGUGUUAACCAUAGAAGCUAAACCCCGUAAUACAUGGGCGAAGAACGCAUUUCCUUUUACCCUAGAAUACCAACAUUUUUGGAAGAAGUUUUUUUUUUUUUUGUUAAGUCUGACAAACUAUCUCUUGAUAACACAUUUGGCAAUUAUGAUGUUGGAAUGUAGCAAAACAACCAUAUCCACAGCUGUUUUCAAAUCAAGAUGUUUAAUUUACAAGUUUUGUUUUGUCUUAAGUAUAAGUGAGUAUGUUCAUAUGUAAAAUAUGUUUUGCUAAAUGUGGACAGUUGACACACCCCACACGUAUUCUUUCUAAAGUUAUUCUGUCUAAUACAAAAUAUGAUACCUUAAAAAGGUGAGUUUGUAUGUGUUUAUUAACA
This is a messenger RNA of Castor canadensis (American beaver), 2106 nucleotides long. The record is from RefSeq and is a predicted model, not a curated record. Lineage: Eukaryota; Metazoa; Chordata; Mammalia; Rodentia; Castoridae.